AUGAUGAUGCCUCCAAUUCUUCAUCCCAGAGAAUCAUGGCCCUUAGCUCCCCGAAUCUCCUCCUCAGACUCCUCCCUGUCUCCUGCAGCUGAGCCAACCCCGGACAAAACCUCCCCUCAACGAUCCACAGCAACUUCCUCUGUCAUACAACCUACUGAUGUAAGCACCAAACCCUCAGUUUCUCAGCUUAACCCCUCACAAUUACCGCCCAGCACUCUGUUAUCUACAGUCCAUCCAAUCAAACAAACAACUUUCCCCAAACCUGUCAAAUUACAUGACAAAUCUACUGAGUUGUCUAGAGAACCUGCUGGCAUGCCAAAGGAAUCUGGUGGGAAUCCCAAGAGCUCUUGGGACAUGCCCGAGGGAUCUGGUGACAUGCCCGAGGGAUCUGGUGACAUGCCCGAGGGAUCUGGUGACUGGUCCAAGGGAUCUUGGGACAUGCCCGAGGGAUCUGGUGACAUGCCCAAGAGAUCUGGUGACAUGCCCGAGGGAUCUGGUGACAUGCCCAAGAGAUCUGGUGACAUGCCCGAGGGAUCUGGUGACAUGCCCAAGAGAUCUGGUGUCCUGUAUUAACAUGUUAACACACAUUUUUGACCGUUACAUAGAUAUGUGUUUACAGAAGAGAGUAUAUUUGCCACGCCUUUGGCUAUCUAUUCUUCAUGUUACAUACAGUACAGGAUCAACGGACUGCAAAUGCACACUUUUAUAUAUAUAAUAGUUGUGUAAUGUUCAUUUAACAAUUAUUAAUGAUUAAAUCCUUUCUCGUGUCUCUAUACAUCAUCUCAUCUGUAAAAACUAAAAGGAUCAGCAGUAUUGGUUAAUACAAAUAAAGGUUUCAAUAAAUGAUUAAAACAA
Labrus mixtus (cuckoo wrasse) is the source of this 855-nucleotide messenger RNA. RefSeq names its product filensin-like. The coding region runs from base 1 to 573 and encodes 190 amino acids. The transcript has a single exon. The record is from RefSeq and is a predicted model, not a curated record. NCBI's taxonomy places the organism in Eukaryota, Metazoa, Chordata, Actinopteri, Labriformes, Labridae.